Alligator mississippiensis (American alligator) is the source of this 1284-nucleotide messenger RNA. It is a transcript of the gene IER5, whose product is annotated as immediate early response 5. The transcript has a single exon. The record is from RefSeq and is a predicted model, not a curated record. NCBI's taxonomy places the organism in Eukaryota, Metazoa, Chordata, Crocodylia, Alligatoridae. The coding region runs from base 52 to 675 and encodes 207 amino acids.
GUGCGUGGGCUUGGCUCAGUUGGCUGCGAGGGGAGCGGCGCGCAGUGCCCCAUGGAGUUCAAGCUGGAGGCACACCGCAUCGUCAGCAUUUCGCUGGGCAAGAUCUACAGCGCGCGCGGCCAGCGCGGCGGCCUCAAGCUGCACAAGAACCUGCUGGUGUCGCUGGUGCUGCGCAGCGCCCGCCAGGUCUACCUGAGCGAGCCCGGCUGCCCGCCCGCUGCGUCCCGCGGGCCCGCCCCUCAUCCGCACCCGGCCGCCUGCUGGGACCCGCCGCCGCCGGCCUGCGCAAGCCCGCGCCGCUGCCCCUGUUGCUGCCCGGCGGAGGCGGAGGAGCCCGCCGCGCCGCCCCCCUGCCCGCGGAAGCGCGGCGCGGCCGAGCGCGGCCCGACGGGCAGCCCGCGCAAGAAGCCGCGCCGCGAGGCGGAGGGGGAACUAGAGCCGGAGCCGGCGGAGGACAUGGAGACGGGCAACGUGGCCAGCCUCAUCAGCAUCUUCGGUUCCAGCUUCUCGGGACUGCUCGGCAAGGAGCCCGCGGGCCGGCGGCGAGGGGCGCCCGGCGACGGACCAGCGGCAGCGGGCGGGGAGGCGGCGACGGGCGAACCCGGCCAGAUCUGCUGCGACGAGCCGGUGCUGCGGAACCUCAACCCCUGGAGCACGGCCAUCGUGGCCUUCUGACCGCCCGCGCCCAGGACUCUGCCCCGCAGGCCCGGGCUGCGGGGUGCCCCCAGGCCGGAGCGCUGCGCUGCACCCGUGCACCAGCUGGGGAAGAAGGGGCUUUCCUUCUGCAAACAGGCAGGAAGUGGGGAGCAGCGCCGGGGAGCCCCCCGCUCGCUCCUCCUACGCACUGCACUGGAGGGAGCAGGGCAGGAGCAGCCCCUCCGUGCCUGCCUGCUGCGAUCGCUGCUCGAAGCCAGCCUUCCCUGGCCCCAUCCUUGGGGGCCCAAGACACUUGGGGUGCAGUAAGUUGAGCCAGGAAAGUUGGAAGUUCCUGGCAAGUUUUCUCAAAGCUGCCUCUGGAGAAGCUGGAGGUCAGGACGACUUACAUGGUGCUUUUUGCCAAGAGUUUAAUGCAGCAGAACCACGUUUACAGACACUGGGGCAAGUCCUUGAGCCUUCUCCAGCAGGCGGGAGGACUCCCGGCCUUUGUUCUAUAAAGGCUUGGGGCUCUCUGGGGGGUGGGGGUUGUACAGUACAGUGUUCUCUCCUUCCGUGAUGUAUUUUGUCUUUUUGUAUUAGAAAUUGUAUUGCUACGUGUGUAACACGUAUUAAAUAUUUUCAACUGUU